Molecule: messenger RNA, 2177 nt
Organism: Rosa rugosa (rugosa rose)
Lineage: Eukaryota; Viridiplantae; Streptophyta; Magnoliopsida; Rosales; Rosaceae
Exons: 1
Coding region: 476-1894 (472 amino acids)
Molecular function (GO): S-adenosylmethionine-dependent methyltransferase activity
Source: RefSeq, a predicted model, not a curated record
AAACCCAGAUCUUGCCUCCUUCACUUCACUCGAGGCCUCUGAGAAACCCUAGCCCCAAAAUCUUCCGAUCCCCAAAUCUCAAUUUCUUUAGGGUUUCUGAAAUCCCCCAAAUUGGUGGUGAAUUCCAAUACCCAUUUUGAUGUAGAUUUCAAUUCGACGGAGAAUGUAGAUUGAAGGUGGCCAAACUAUGGACCGGGGUGUGUGGUACGAUACUAAGCCUGCAAAGGUCUCAAAAAGGGUGUGGUUAGUUAUUCAUAAAACAAUGGUAGUCCUCGUGGGUGGGAAUCACACCUCCUCCAGGUUUUGCACUCGCUAAUCUUUUUCGCUCAUUAUCAGCUUGGUUUUUUCACUCCUUCUUGGAAUUUCCUUUUCCAGAAUUUUUUUGUUUUGUUUUUUGCAAUCAAAGAAAGUUCUCAAACUCUGCUCUCUGAGAAGAGAGACCUUGUUCUUUCGCGCGAAAGAAAGAGCACAAGUCAUGGAUUUGAAGCUCAAGAAACUCCAGAUCCUUCACGGAUCUGUAGCCCGGCGCGUGUUUUACCGCUCAUUCUUUAUCGCCGUGGCUAUGUCUGUAAUUCCCUUGGUUCACAUUCUGUCCGGUUCUUACAUGAAAAUGUUCAGCUUUGUGAACACUAUUGACUGUGCCUCCGGAAUGGGCCGUGACAAUGUCAACCUGGACCCGGGCAAGUUCAUCUUUCAGACCCGGUUUCUGAAUCCCAUUUGGGGUACUUUGGUGCAGUGCGAGCAAGAUGUGAACCUGACUGUCAGUGUGGUCAGAGAGCUAAUGGGCGAGCAGCUUUUGAACGGUGAUAAAGCUCUCUGUGUCGGUGAAAGAUCGGCCUCGGCCGUGAUGGCGUUGCAAGAUUUGGGGUUUCCCAAUGCUCGUGGUGUUUAUGAACACCGAUUCUUCUCCCUCAAGCGCAAACGGUUUGUGUAUGAGAUUUACUAUGAGGACAAGUCUUUCGAUUUCGUGUUCUGCAGGGAUCUAGACAAGGUUUCAGUCCCUGCUCUGCUUGUGCUCGAGAUUGAGCGCGUUCUUAGCCCAGGUGGAAUUGGGGCUAUGCUUGUUGGUAGCAGUGGUUUGGCUCCGAAUAGCCUGAUUAGGUCUGCUACCCCAAUUUCUUCAUUGCUGAAGAGCUCCAGUGUCGUGCAUGUUAGUUAUAUCAGCAAUUUCACACUGGUUGUGUUCAGGAAGAGUUACGAAAAUGCUGGUCUAUUUGAGCAGUAUCGCCUUCCGGCUGACUGCCAAUCCCUCACAAACAAUAGACCUUUGAUCGAGAAAAUGGAGCCUCUUGUGAAGGAAAAGCCAGUGGAGGACGGGAAGAUGGCUACUUAUCUGCCUAAUUUUAUUGAUGUUUCCUCAAAGAAGCGGUUGGUCUAUAUCGACAUUGGGGCAGCAGAGCACCUGAAAUCAAAUGUCACAGACUGGUUCCUGCCUUCUUAUCCGAUUACACACAGAGCUUUCCAUGUCUAUUUUGUUGACCACAACACUUCUGUGCUAUUGUCCUAUGUCAAAAAGCCGGGAAUCACCUUCGUUUAUCAUCCAGGGCUGGCUGGAAUUAAGGACAAGAACAAUGUUAACAUCGAAGCAGAUGCAGAGCCCUAUGUCGCAGAUGAAGGGUUUGAUUUUCUUGUUUGGUUUAAAGAAACAGUGCAGCAUGCCGAGUUUGUGGUGCUGAAGAUGAAUGCAGGCAGUGUAGAAUUGAAGUUCCUGAGGGAUCUGUUUGAGAGUGGAGCCAUAUGCUUUGUCGACGAGCUGUUUCUUCACUGCUCUGGCCACAUAGACGGGGAAGGUCCAAUGCCGGUAGACUGCAUGGACAUCUUCAAGAGCCUCCGCAGCAGUGGUGUGUAUGUGCAUCAGUGGUGGGGAGAAGACAACCCCGUCGAUGUUCUGUGAUGGGGACGUUUGAUCCGAUAAUCUCAUGAUGUGAUCGUGUUGUUAAGUUAUCGUGUGGCGAAGGAACAUCUAAUUGCUCUUAUGGUUGGGGCAAUAUUAUUAAGCUAAAUAAGCAACCAUUGUUAUGUUUUGUGUGGUGUUUGGUGUUGAAGGAUGUCUUCUAGGAUGAAAAAAAAUCCAAGACUCCCACCAUUGUGUUGUUGUUGCUUUGUGGUUGGUUGGCCUAUUUGAGCUUUCCAGCUUAACUAUAAAUUAUUAAUCAUUUGAUGUGUACUUGUUUGUA